Octopus sinensis (East Asian common octopus) is the source of this 1785-nucleotide messenger RNA. Its product is annotated as protein dachsous-like. The record is from RefSeq and is a predicted model, not a curated record. Lineage: Eukaryota; Metazoa; Mollusca; Cephalopoda; Octopoda; Octopodidae. Gene Ontology annotation, cellular component: plasma membrane. Gene Ontology annotation, molecular function: calcium ion binding. The coding region runs from base 28 to 1785 and encodes 585 amino acids. Gene Ontology annotation, biological process: homophilic cell-cell adhesion. The transcript is spliced from 2 exons.
GCAGAUAGUCUUGGUUAAAACACUGUGAUGGAGAAAGCGUUGUUUGCCAAGUUGGCAUUUCCUGUCUUUCUGCUGUUUUGCCUUAUCUCGGCCGUUUUUGCAAAUACCAAUUCACAGACAUUUAGAAUUGAAGAGAAUCUGCCUCCGAACAGUUUGGUUGGGAACUUCCCAACACAACCCCACCAGACAAUCUGGUACGCUAACAACAAGCCUCUUAUUCUGAGCAAAUUCAUUAUUAAUGUCACAUUAGGUACAGUUAAGACUAAAGUUGAGCUUGAUCGUGAGGAGCACAGCAGUUACGAAUUAACUGUCCUCUAUAAAACUACCCCCAUCACGAUAACCAUCGAGAUUAUCGACGUGAAUGACAAUGACCCCAUAUUUUUCCCCAACCUACUCUCCAGUCCUCUCUCGGAGACGACUUCCAACAUGAAGAUUCCUCUAGGGAGUGUGUCUGACAAGGAUGUUGGUGAGAACACGAUCAAGGGCUGCGAAAUAGUCUCCGGUAACACGGAUAACAUCUUCCGGCUCAUUACCAAGAUGACAAACCAACGGUUAAUCUUGGAUUUAGCUGUUAAUAGGAAGCUUGAUUAUGAAGUAACUCCUUUUUAUAGUUUGAAGCUGAGGGCUUUUGACGGUGGCAAGAAACCGCGAUCGUCAUACCAGUUGUUCAACAUUAGCGUCUUGGACAGUAAUGACAACCACCCGGUAUUUCCGAUGAGUUUGUAUAAUGCCACAGUAAUGGAAAACAUUACCGUCGGUACAAGUAUUCUGAGGGUUACUGCUACAGACUUGGAUUCUGGGGAGAAUGGAAAAAUCCGUUUCUCUUUAAACCCGAAACCAGACCUUGAAGAACAUUUUGUGAUUAAUCCGGUCACUGGUGUUAUCAGCGUAAACAAACCCGUAGACUUUGAGAAACGUCGUGUCUAUAAUUUAAUUGUCAUCGCAACAGACAAUGGCUCGGAACCGCUUACUACUCAAGCAGCUGUCUCGAUAACCAUUCUGAAUGUGAAUGAACACCCACCUGAUAUUUAUUUGACGUUUCUCACUGGAAAUGAGACCGUCGGAAGGAUAUCUGAAGGGGCCAAGCCCGGCGAAUAUGUAGCUCGCAUUUCUGUUAGUGACCCCGAUGCAGUUCGGAACACGGGUGACGAAACGAACAUUCACAUAACGCUGCUGGGUGGAGAAGGUCGGUUUAAUUUGACCACGAGGGAUAACAUAGUUUACUUGGUUCUUGUUCAAAUGCCAUUGGAUCGGGAGCUGAAACCAUUCUACAACCUGACCGUUAUCGCUAAAGAUAGUGGUUCGCCACCACUGGAAAGCAGAGUCUCAUUUAUACUUCGUGUCGAUGAUAUUAAUGAUAAUAAACCCAAUUUCACGGAGGCAAUCUAUUAUGCUGAAGUGCAGGAGUCGGUACCAAAGGGCAGCCCUGUCAUCAAAGUACAUGCAGAUGACAAAGACGAAGGGAACAAUUCCACAAUAACCUACUCCAUACUUCAUACGCCCGAAACUAGUUCCAACUGGUUUCAAAUUAACAGCCACAACGGUCUCAUCACAACCAACGCCAAAGUGGACUGCGAAACUAACUCUCAACCCAGGAUUACCGUGCAAGCUAUUGACGGGGGCAUACCCCCUAUGUCUUCGACAGCAUUGGUGAUAGUUACCAUUCGUGACGUCAACGACAACCAACCCAGCUUCACUCAUAGCUACUAUAAUGUCUCUAUUCCUGAAAAUACAACAUUGGAUACCUGCAUUCUUACGAGGAUGUGUCCGUGGUCCAUUCAUUAA